Molecule: messenger RNA, 591 nt
Organism: Anastrepha obliqua
Lineage: Eukaryota; Metazoa; Arthropoda; Insecta; Diptera; Tephritidae
Product: loricrin-like
Exons: 1
Coding region: 1-591 (196 amino acids)
Source: RefSeq, a predicted model, not a curated record
AUGCAGCGCAUUUGUCUGGUGUUGCUGAGUUUGUGCGCAGCCGCGAUGGCUGGCUUUCUUGGUGGCGGCGGCAGUGGUUGGAACUCCGGUGGAGGCGGUCGUGGCUGGAGCUCAGGCGGUGGCGGUGGCGGCGGUUGGAGCGGUGGUGGUGGUGGUGGCAUAUCCUUAUGGCCCAGCAAAUCUUCCUACAGCAGCGGUGGUGGUGGUGGUAGCGGCUGGCGCUCUUCAGGCGGUUGGUCUGGCGGUGGUGGUGGCAGCGGAGGAGGCUGGAAAUCGAGCGGUUCUGGUGGAUAUGGCGGCGGUGGCUCUAGUUGGGCGCAAGCACUCAGCGGUUGGAAAUCGAGUUUAGCAAGCGGCGGCGGUGGUGGUGGUGGCUGGAGAUCAGGUGGUGGCGGUGGUGGCUGGAAAUCUGGUGGCGGCAGCAGCGGUUGGUUAGUUGGCGGUGGUAGCGGCGGUGGUGGCAGUGGUGGUAUUUGGAAGCUUAGUAGUGGCGGUGGAAGCAGUGGCGGUUAUGGAGGUGGUUGGCCUUCUGGUGGCAGCAGUGGUUGGUCAUCAGGUGGUGGUGGUGGUGGCAGUGGUUGGAAGUGGUAA